This is a messenger RNA of Enterobius vermicularis (human pinworm), 1203 nucleotides long. The record is from the annotation of a GenBank genome assembly. NCBI's taxonomy places the organism in Eukaryota, Metazoa, Nematoda, Chromadorea, Rhabditida, Oxyuridae.
AUGUCGACGAUUGCAGAAACAUCGCCAACAUAUGAUCAUCCAAGGCCAUCAUGUGAGGGAUUGCUUCAGAUGGAACCUUGGUAUCAUGGCAAAAUUACCCGUUAUCGGUCCGAAUGUUUAGUACAAUGUGAAGGCGAUUUUUUGGUUCGCGACAGUAUCUCAUCACCAACGGAUUUUGUUCUGACCGCUUUUUGGAAGGGUCAUGCAAUACAUUUUCAGAUCAACAAAAUACUGUCAACAAAAAGUUCUACUUCAGUGUUCUUUCAGUUUGAAGAUGAACAGUUUGAGAAUAUUGGCGAUUUGAUAUCGUUUUAUCAUGCACAUCGAAAGCCGAUUACUGUUGCCAGUGGUUGUAUCAUCAGAAAUCCAGUACCAAAUAUUGCUUCUUUAAAAACAAUUGACAGCUUCAAAGAAAUCGAACAGAAUUAUGCAAAAGUUGGCAGAUAUGGAACAAUAAAAACUACUGAACCACGGCUAAGUCACCAAGUGCUUCUAAAUGAAACUAGAAAACUAUGCCUAAACACUCCAUCAGCACUCCUCAAUCGUAAGAUGGAUAGCAGAAAGGAUAAGAAGGAGCACUACACACUGUCGACAUUGCUAAGCCGUCCAUUGCCGAUUCCGGUGAAGUUGCCAAUACAGAAUGACGAUCAAGACGAGUAUUGCGAAAUGGAUUACGAUGCUAUGGAAGAAAACCCCCCAAUUAUACUUGAGAAAUUUGGACAAAGUUUUGUCCGACGUCCAGAACAUACCUCUUUAACAUCAUUAAAUUCUCUUAAGACGUCACCGUCGCUUGCCAUGACCCAGUCCUGCAAUGAUGUUAGCAAACUGAAUUGGCGACUUCCAAAAGCAGGAUCAGUUCCUUCUUUACCGGAACGGAAAUCCACUACUUCAACCAGAGACAGUGGAUUUGGUACCGAUACAUCGGAUUACGACCAUCCAGUCGGCUCUCAAGCGAUACCGGGUACAUCAGAAAUCAUUGAUGCUCAAGCACCAUAUCCGUUGUUCGAAAAAGAAAGGCGAAAAAAUUUUUCAGAAUAUGCCAUAAAAAUAAGGAAUUUAAUGGUUGAAAAACAAAGUUCGUAUUGUGCAUUAUUGAUAACCAAAGAAGACUGUAGACUGUUAGGAUUCUUCAACGCUUCUACGGUAUCGUUCAAGAACUUUUUAUUUCUUUGGCUUAUACAUAAACAUGAGGUUCACAAGUGA